This is a messenger RNA of Meloidogyne enterolobii, 171 nucleotides long. The record is from the annotation of a GenBank genome assembly. Lineage: Eukaryota; Metazoa; Nematoda; Chromadorea; Rhabditida; Meloidogynidae.
AUGUUUUUUGUUAGAAUUUAUUCUGCUCCAAAAGACAAUUCUACAACAAGGCUUUGUUCUAAAGGUGCGCGGAUCCACAUCACACGUUAUGCUCUCGUUAUUGUCCAAGAAGUUCCUCCAAAGCAACGAUUUUAUCUUAAUCUUGAAGACCUUUCAGGUUCGCUUUCUUAA